This is a messenger RNA of Oryza sativa Japonica Group (Japanese rice), 1398 nucleotides long. RefSeq names its product probable N-acetylglucosaminyl-phosphatidylinositol de-N-acetylase. Lineage: Eukaryota; Viridiplantae; Streptophyta; Magnoliopsida; Poales; Poaceae. Gene Ontology annotation, molecular function: N-acetylglucosaminylphosphatidylinositol deacetylase activity. The record is from RefSeq and is a predicted model, not a curated record. Gene Ontology annotation, biological process: GPI anchor biosynthetic process. Gene Ontology annotation, cellular component: endoplasmic reticulum.
UCUCACGCCAUGAGCGCUGUCACACCGUAUUCGUCGCCGGAAGUCGUCGACGUCGAGGGGACGAGGAGCCCACCGGCGAGCGGUGGCGCCACGGGGGAGGAAGGCGGCGAGCUGGGCGUCGGCGAGAACUCGAGGAGACCGACGAGAGGCCAGUCCACCACCGCGCAGCCACACAGGCACGGGGAAGAGUGGCGCGCGCGGCCGCCGGAGAAGGCUAUGGCGUGGAUCUGGAUGCUCAUGGCGGCGGGGGCCGUGCUCCUGUGGGCGGUUUCUCUGGGGCGGGUGCUCUCCUCCUCCUCGCCGGCGUGUCUGCCUGCCAACUCCACCUUCCUCUCCCCUCCUCGCGGCGACAGGAUGAGCCGGAAUGUCCUCCUCGUUCUCGCCCACCCCGACGACGAAUCCAUGUUUUUUGCUCCGACUAUUCUUUUCCUCAAGUCAAAAGGUCACAGCAUUCAUAUCUUGUGCUUGUCUCAAGGCAAUGCUGAUGGCCUUGGAAAUAUCCGCAAAGAGGAACUCUACCUUGCCUGUGUCACUCUUAAGAUUCCAGCUGAGCAAGUUAAAGUCUUGGACCACUCAGAACUGCAGGAUGGAUUUCAUAAAAAUUGGGAUCAUGGACUAAUAGCAGAACUUACCCUGGCACAAUCCCAGUUAUGGAAUAUCGACACGAUUGUUGCCUUCGAUUCCCGAGGAGUAUCAGGCCAUCCAAAUCAUUGCGAUGUUCAUCAUGGAAUCUGCAAGCUUCUGCGUGACAACGGGCAAGGACACAUUGAAGCAUGGGAGCUUGUAAGCUUGAACAUUUUUCGCAAGUACAGUGGUCCAGUUGACAUUUGGCUAUCUUCCACCCUCUCCUCAAGCUCAAAACAACCAACUUAUACUCUUGUUAAUAAUAGCCCUUCCAGAAGCUUUGAGGCAAUGGCUUCACACAAAAGCCAGUGGGUUUGGUUCAGGAGAUUGUUUGUCCUAUUCUCAAGCUACACAUACAUAAAUGUGCUCCAAAAAAUUUGAAGUUUGUUGUCGUGCCAAAGCAAGCACCUUCCGGCUCAGAUUGUCAAAUGCCUGUACAUGCAGAGUGCCAGAGUGUAAGCGGGAAGCUUCUCUGAAGAAAGACAACAAUGUUGACAUUGGAUCAGGAAUUCGAAAGAUACUGAAAUGUGAUGAUGAAAUGCAACAGUUUAGGAACCUUUGUGAUUAUAUGCCCUUUAUACUUGUGUUGUAGGCCAUCGAUUGUGUUCAUAGAGUUAGAUUGGACCUCUGUAUCCUCAGCUAGUUUCUCUUGCUUGAAGAGUUAUUGCCGUUGUUGGACGAUCAAUCUAUAUUGCAGUGUUACACAAGGUAACUGAUGAACUGAUAUUACUAUGCUGUCGCUCAAGCUGUAUUCAAGCCAGACAAUUUUGUCUU